AAAUGGCCCAUGGAGAGGCUCCGCGCCUCCAGUUGGAAACGGGAGCACGCCACGUGAAAGUAGGAAGGGGAGGCUAUAGCCGGACCGACGUCGCUUCGUGCGCUUCAGUCGUUCGUGGACCUCGAAGGACGAUAGAGGUCGAAGAGGACAUUUCCUCCUUUUCCUUCCUGACUGGUGCUUCUUCUCUCUUUUUAUCUCUUUCCCUUUAUAUCUGUCUGUCUUUGUUUCUCUGUCUAUCUCUUUAUCUGUCUCUUUCUCUUUCUCUCUCUUUCUCUCUGUCUGUCUCUCUCUCUCUCUCUCUCUUUCUGUCUCUCUUUCUUUAUCUCUCUUUAAUACCGUCGAAGGUGAUACGACGACUACGCAACAACGAUUUUUUUAUCGAUUCGGUUCACCAGGAUUCUUCGUCCUUCGUCUUCAAGAAGAGGAAGAAGAGGAGGAAGAAGAACAAGAAGGAUCCUCUUCUCUCCUUCUCAUCCUCUUAUUCAAGUUGCAAUUCUCUUAGGACGGCUCUUCGAGUUCCAUCGACUUCCUCGGUCAUCAAUUUUUUUCUUUUCCUUAAGACGUCAGAGAGACCAAAGGGAAGGAUGCAUCGACAGGUAUACCUCGUCGUUGGAGUCAUCUUCCUGGGCUAUCUUCAAGAUUAUGUGUCCGGCGCGUGUCCCCGGAUAUGUCCACCAAGCGGGGAGCCAGUAUGCGGCAGCGACGGUAUCAUAUAUGCUUCCCAGUGUGAAAUGCGGAAGAAGAUGUGUGGAAAGGGAGUGACUAUGGCGACAGAGAAAACUGCUUGCUUGAGGUCAUCGGGCAGCAAGUGCGAGCAUCGUUGUUCCGGCGAUCAGGAUCCGGUAUGCGGUACCGAUGGUCGAACUUAUCUCAACAAAUGCAUGAUCAGAGUCGAAAUCUGCAGGGUGGGAAUCGAGCUCUCGCAUCUUGGACCAUGCAAUAAUAUUUCUGCUCACAGAGAAAACUGUCCGGUUUCGUGCGAUUUUGCACCACUCGAUGGUCCCGUAUGCGGUAGCGAUGGCAACGUUUACAAGUCGACUUGUCAAAUGAAGUUACUCACAUGCGGACAAGGAGUCGUGCGUACGAAUAAGAAACAUUGCCAGACCACAAGACAUUGUCGUGAAUCGUGUUGGCGUGGUGCUAAGCCAGCCUGUGGUAGCGACGGUAUCCUCUAUGCGAACACCUGCAAAAUGCGAGCUAAGAAUUGCGGAAAGCACGUGUUUGAAGUGCCAAUGUCAUUCUGUGUGUCGCGAGAACGGACAUCCGGAAGUCAGUCGAACGCGUGUCCGCUCGACUGUAGGCACGAGCCGGAAGUACCGAUCUGUGGAUCGGACGGAAAUAUCUAUAGGAACGAGUGCGAAAUGCAGAUGCUCAACUGCGGGCAAGCUAGAAGGAAGGUGACCGUAGUGGACUUCGAGAAGUGUCGGCCACGUUUAACGAAGUGCAUGAAGCAACAGCAACGUUGUGGAAACGAAGUGGAUCCGGUCUGUGGAAGCGACGCUAGUACAUAUCCAAAUCAAUGUCACUUGAACGUAGCGAUCUGUCUGAAGGGUAUCCAAUUGGCUCAUGUUGGCGAAUGUACGACCUUGAAGGAAAUAGAAGAGUGUCCUGAAGAUUGCAACGAAGUGCCAGAGGAACCAGUUUGUGGAAGCGACGGGAACGUUUAUCGCUCGCUUUGCCAUCUUCGCCACGAGACAUGUGGUCAGAGGGUAGUUCAAGUUCCUGCUCAGCAUUGUCGUACCACAGCGCUUUGUAAUCAAAUUUGUAGUGGAGAACGUCAAUUCGUUUGCGGUUCGGAUAACAAGCUUUAUCGUAACGAGUGUGAAAUGAAGAGGGACAAUUGCGGGAAACACGUGUACGUGGUACCAAUGAAACGAUGCGUUCAAGGUUUCUUGUUCCGUGGCUGUCAAAAGAUCUGUCCACCAUAUUACGAUCCAGUUUGUGGCACCGACGGAAUGACCUAUAGCAACGAGUGUUUCUUGGAAAUAGAAAAUUGCCGUAGCAGAAGCCUCGUCUCUAAAAAGUAUCACGGUGUUUGUGGCCAACCAACGGAGGAACCGAAAAAUUAUUUGUAUUAAUUCGACGUUCGAUCGACGUUAAAUCAAUCGAUAUAUUGAUUGAGGAAAUCGAUUUGAGAAAGAAAAAAAAGUAAUAAUAAUAAUAAUAAUAUUAAUAAUAAUAAUAAUAAUAAUAAUAAUAAUAAUAAUAUUAAUAUUAAUAUUAAUAAAAAUAAUAAUAAAAAUACGUACCGGGCUACAUCGAAGAGAGAUCGAUCGGCGAUACUAUACUAAAAGAAAAUUGUCCUUGAAAUCUUUACGAAACGAUCCGUUUCGUCGAUCGAUCUUUAGAUAUAUGUAAAUGAUCGCGCCUCGUCUUUCGAAAAAUGUGAUUUUGAGAGAUUCGACGAUGUGUAUAACGUAAUAUAUUAAUUUGUAAAAAAAUUUUAAGGCGCGCAGUAUCGUAUUUAUAAAAGAAAUGUGAAGGAAAAAAAGAAAAAUCUUUUGAACGACGAAAUCGGUCGACUAAUUAUUAUUCCAUGUCGUUCGAUCAAUUUCAUUCAAAGAGAAAAUCUUUAUCUAUUAAUACUUUAAAUGAGCUUGCCAAGAGAAAAUGAUAAAUUUCAUAAUAUUGAAAAUCUUGCCAAGUUAAUAAAGAUACAUAUUAUCGUUGAAAGCCGUUAGAUAAUCGACUUUUAAUAGAAUCGCUAUACUAUACUUGAUCGCUUUGUCGGAUCUAUCGUUUAGUCGAUCUUUUGCGAACACAUUCGUGAAUCAUCGUACGAUGUCGUACUUUCGAUGUAUAAUGUUUUUAAAAAAUUAACCCUCAAAUGCGUGUGUAGGUAUGUGUACGUGACAAUACAUACGUUACGACAUAUUGUAACCUAUGUAGCACAAAAAUUUAGUUUCUUAAUAAAUUCAAAUUCUUCGAAAAAUUAUGAUAAUAUAUCUAAUUAUUUUUUAUUUAAAUAUUAUAUAAAAAAUAUAUUAUAAAUAUUUUAUCUAUAUAUAGAUUAUUUACCUAUGUAAAAAUAAAAAGUAUGUAUAUACAUACAUACAUACAUACAUACAUACAUAUAUAUAUAUAUAUAUAUAUAUAUAUAUAUAUAUAUAUACACAUACGUAUGUAUAAAAAUUUCUAAAAGAAAAUAAUCAUGCAUUAAAGGGUUAAAAAAGAUUUCUCUUUUCUUUUCGAAGAAAGUCGUUAUGCUUAUCGAAGUUAAAAAUUAAAGUAAUUAAACAAAAAUAUUAAUAUAUCAUAAUCUUCGACGAUUCACGAACACAAUCAAAGGUCGAAAAGUAUCUUUCGUCAUUCACUUUCCCCCACUCCUUAUCCCUCGUAUUUAUUUCUUCAAAUAUCGUGCUUUAGCGUCAUUCCGAUCUUUCGCGACGAACAAUCACGACGUGCCAAGUUUGACGAAGGAUCGUGCGAGGAAGGAUCAAGAAUCGCGUAUAAACACGUAGGCUUUUAAAAAGAUUUCUCAUCCGCGAAGAGAAUAGAAUCAUUAUUUUAUUUAUGUUAGAUUCCUAGAGUUCUACUAAUUAUAGAAAAUCAUUAUUAUUUAUUCUAUCGAAAGAUAUUUCUCUCUGUGUCUCUUUAUAAGUUUCUUUAUACACGAUUUUUCACCUAUGUAUGUAGACAUACACACAUGCAUACAUAAAUACAUACUUAUAUACAUACAUACACACGUAUAUAAAUACAUACAACUAUGAUUCUCGUUUUAAGCGAUGUAUUUCUCCUUCUAAUCGAUGUAACAACGUAAACAGUAAACUACGUUUUUCGAAGUAAGGAAGAAAAGAAACUUUCCAGUUUAACAUAAACUUCCGAUGAUAAUGCGAUGUGUGUUCAUAUUAUAAUUAAUAUUAUGUAUUAUUAUUAAUCAUUAUCAUGUCUUUAAUUUAUUUUAUCGAACACGCGAGGAUCCUUUUUUGUAUCGAAACUAACAUUGUGUACACGCUUGUCAAUAAUAAACCAUAUACGUAUAUUUUAAGAUACGAAA
Messenger RNA from Vespula vulgaris, 3997 nucleotides. Its product is annotated as agrin. The transcript is spliced from 9 exons. The record is from RefSeq and is a predicted model, not a curated record. Gene Ontology annotation, biological process: multicellular organism development; cell differentiation. Bases 3 to 2078 code for a protein of 691 amino acids. Lineage: Eukaryota; Metazoa; Arthropoda; Insecta; Hymenoptera; Vespidae. Gene Ontology annotation, molecular function: protein binding.